This is a messenger RNA of Dracunculus medinensis (Guinea worm), 594 nucleotides long. The record is from the annotation of a GenBank genome assembly. NCBI's taxonomy places the organism in Eukaryota, Metazoa, Nematoda, Chromadorea, Rhabditida, Dracunculidae.
AUGGGUAACGAGCAAAGUAGCACUUCAAAUAGUUCGAUCUCAACUUCACUCUCUUUUUUUGGUAGCAAAAAAAGUGGUUCAGUGAAAAGAUGUGAUCGUAUCGUUGUUGUCAAACCAGCUGCAGAAGCGAUCCCAAAAUCUAACGAAGAUGAAAUUCUUAAGAGAUUUCUUGAGAUCCCGAAAUUUUACCCAAUCUUCCGUAGUUCUUUGAACCAAUCUGGAUUGCAUGAUUGGCCUGAUGUCACUUCAAAAAUAAGUUCAAAACCAAUAUUAAAGCUGUCUUAUCGUCUUCAACGACAUCUUUUUGAAUGUGCGGAUGUAAUUUGUUCUGAACAAGAUGGCAUUACGAAAAUUAUAACCAAUCGGCUUUAUAAUCGUUUGGCCGAUUUAGAUGAUUUUCGAUGUUCAUUACGUGAUGCGGUGUCGUUUGCUAUGACUUUGAAUGAAAUAUUGUCAGGAGAGGAUCGCUUGCCAUUGCUGAAUCUUGGAAGUGUUCUAGAACGUACACCUAUUGCAACAUCGUCAGAUUCUUCGCCUGAUGAAUCUGGAUUGCAUACUGCUUUUACUGUUGAUAAAAAAACUGGAAAAUAUUGA